UUUAUCAAUGAGAGUGCUACAUCUGUUUAACAUAGGCUAUAUCACCUACUAGGACAAUAUUCUAUGCACAGAGGGGUGGAUUUGAAAAAAACAAAAACGUAUUGGAGCAUCAUCUCUAACUCCUGUGAUCUUUUAUACAUGGAGACGCACGUUGCUGUAUAAAAGUUAACUGGUUCGUAAUUCCUUAUUUCUGUUGUAAGUAACUUUAGUUUUGAUAAAAUACGGGACACCACGCUGGAGUGAAACGCAGGGCGCUGUGGGCCUGGAUGACUGAUGCCCCUCGCAGUGAGGUAAGGUUGAGAAGGUGCAAUUGCUGAAUAAUGAUUUGUUUUCAAAAUGACUGUUUGAUUCUCAUCAACGGUGGAAAUCUACUAGUCCUGUGUUUGUCAGAGCUUAUUUAAAUGAGAGCACCCCUCAAGUGUCAUCACGGGGCUAGGCAGGUGGCAAAUGUUAAGUACUGCUAACAAUCUCGCCCCGGCUCCCUUUCUCAGGCAGCAGCGAUCCUUUCCUUCCUCCCUCCCUGGGAGAGGCGUGGUGGUGACAGCGCUGGAGCAUGGCCAUUGCUCUCCUGCGAAGGGAGGCGAAGCGAAGCGCUUGGCUGGGCGGUGAGCCGGAGGAAUCCAGUCCGGGUUUUGGGGCAGAGGACUAACGGGCUGCUGCAAGGAGCGGCGAGUAAAGCAGGAACGCACCGCUGCCGACAGCUGGGGCAGAACAGAGGGGACGGGCAGGCCCGCGCCGAGGGCAGCGGGAGCAGGCAGGCAGCAUUAAGUGUGACAUGACCUUCACUACAUUUCAACAGGAUGACCUAAAAAAUGACUUCAGUCAAAAAUUACCAGACCAACAAUUUGUCCUGUUGGCCAUGAGGGAGGAAGAUUUAAAAACUGCAGACACCAAAAAACCAAACAGAAUUCAUGAGCAUGAGAAAGAAAACACUCGUUCUGUCUGUCUUCUUGAACAGAAACGUAAGGUUGUUUCUUCAAAUAUUGAUGUGCCUCCAGCAAGAAAAUCUUCAGAAGAACUGGACAUGGAUAAAGUGACAGCAGCUAUGGUACUAACCAGUUUAUCCACCAGCCCUUUGGUUCACAGCCCUCCUGUACGGCCCAAUGAAUCCCUGAAUGGAUCUUGGAAAGAAGGAGGAUUUGUGCCUUCUAGUACCAGCAGUAGUGGAUACUGGAGCUGGAAUGCACCCAGUGAUCAGUCCAAUCCAUCCACCCCAUCUCCGCCUCUGUCUGCUGAUAGCUUCAAACCCUUUCGAAUGCCCUCUCAGCCAGAUGAUAGUAUUGAUGAAGCUGAAACCAGUAAUCUCCUUUUUGACGAGCCCAUCCCUAGGAAGAGAAAGAACUCCAUGAAGGUAAUGUUCAAAUGCCUAUGGAAAAACUGUGGAAAGGUACUGAGCACAGCUGCAGGGAUUCAGAAACACAUCCGGACCAUUCAUCUUGGACGUGUAGGAGAGUCUGACUACAGUGAUGGAGAGGAAGAUUUUUAUUACACAGAGAUCAGGCUCAACACAGACUCAGUAGCGGAUGGCUUAAGCAGCCUUUCUCCAGUCUCUCCAUCGCUAGGAUCUCCUCCUUUCCCCACCCAAGAUGCAAACCGUCCUGAAACUUCAUGUGCCAAAACUGAGACUAAAUUGAUGACGCCUCUGAGCCGCUCAGCUCCUACCAAUCUCUACCUCAUACACACAGAUCAUGCUUACCAGGCCACUCCUCCAGUGAACAUUCCAGGGUCAACAAAGUUCACUCCCAAUGGCCGUAGCUUUAGCGUCUCUUGGCAGUCACCUCCAGUUACCUUCACGGGCAUUCCGGUCUCACCAACUCAUAAUCGUCCUGCAGGGACUGGAGAGCUGAAACAACAGAUCCACACAGUUCUCUCAUCACCGCCCAGAGUGUCAUUUGGCUUAAGGAAACCUAGAGGAGAGGGGAAAAAAUGCCGAAAAGUGUAUGGGAUGGAGAACCGAGAUAUGUGGUGUACUGCCUGCCGUUGGAAGAAAGCCUGCCAAAGGUUCGUCGACUAAAGACUGGAAGCAUGGAGGACCCAAGGGAUGUGAAGUACAAUAGCAGGAUCCUGUUGCUGCAGCUGCCCCUGCCUAUCCUCCAGUGCUGCCUUUUAAACAGACUUGUAUUUCAAAACAAAGCACUUGUAGCCAAGGAGAAGCACUUAGCAAAUCCAGUGUGGAGCAAUGGAGCAAUAGAGCAAAAAGUCUUAUCAAGUAUUGAACCUGGAGCAGCUAUUAAUGUUUUUCUUAAAACAAAAAAUAACUUGUUGCUAACUCUGAACUACCUGCUCCCCAUGACUGUUUUUUUUAACAGUGUCAAUGUCUAUGCUGUGAACGUCUGUAUCAGUUGAACCAAGCACCGCAUCUUGCCCUGAAAUGAAGAUUUCUUUUCAAAAGCCUAAUUAACUCUUUAAGACAUGUAAGCUACAGUUCACUCAACAGCAGCCAUACCAAGAGUGGAACCUGUUAAAUAAUUCUGCUGAUGUGAAUGAUCUUGGUUGGAUUCCUCAUUUUCGGGUGUUUUUUUGAGGAAUUCAAAUCUUAAUAUGUCAGAAGGACUCUUGGAUGAUUUUUUAAAAGCAGUCACAAACCAGAACGAGAGAGUGGAGCUAAGUUUUAAAUUAGAUUGUAAAACACCAGAGACGGAAAAAUGAUGGGAAAUCACCAGCAGAUCUCAGCCACAAGUAAGUCCAAGAUUUGAGGGAAGGCAUUUCAACGAUCAUUGAAACAUACAGGAACAUAAUUUGGAUUCCAGUAUCUUUCUUAUCACUGGUCCCUUUUCCUAGCAAUGGCCAUCUUAUGCUGCUGAAGCCCUAUUAAGAACUGGAUUAUAUGUGAUAUCUAUUCAGAGAUGUGAGCCAACCCAGCAGUUCAACUCUUGCUUCCUUUUCUCCUCUGUAUAAGAUGGUUACUAAAUUAAUGGUUCACUCAUUCUUUCCAUUAGCAAUGCCAAAUUUUAUUUGUGCAAAAAAUGUAUAGAAAACAAAAACACCCAAGAAGUGCUCCCACUGCAUCAUCCCAGCAAGUGUAAUAUGACAGCAGUGGGGCAACAUAUGUAUAUGUUAAGUAAAGUCCUAUUUUAUUUAAAAAAAAGUCACUGAGGUCAGAAAUAGCCAAUUUUCAUGCAGAGGGCACUUUGAUGGAUGUGUGCGCUUUGGUGUAUUUAGUGCUUCAGGUUGUUAGAGAGCGUAAAUCCAGAAUGCUGAUGUUUUGUUAGAGGGUUUAAAUCCAGAAUGCUAGAUAGAUGAAGUUACUUAUACAUCAGUAGUUAUUUUAGUGAGAAAAUAAAGCAAAGCGGAAAUGCCAUAUGAAUGUGCAUCACCAACUCCUGCCUGUUCAAAAAACAAAAUAAACCAUAGGUAUAGGCACCUAUCAUAUUAAUAGGGUUACACAGGCCCACUACCAGCGGGGCCUGUUUUUCAUGGAGUCUGAUAAACUGGAUCACAUAGCUUUCAUGACAGCAUUACUUAACUUUCAUUGCUUCCUAUGCCCAUUUUAAGAACAAAAGUGCACACUUUUGAACAUAGCAUAGAGUGUAGUGUUAAAGAAAAGGCAAUACAUGUUUGAAUGGAAAGAACAUAAGAAUAGUAAGAGACUAAUUUUUUUUAAACAAAUUAUUUGCUCUGUUGCAUGCUUAAUUUCAGCAUUAUUUUUGCAACUGUGUUUACAUAUCAUGCAAUUUUCAUGUACAAGUGGCUAGUGAGGGUCACUUGCAUGCAUACAGUUACCUAUUUUUUAUGCACAACUGUGCACCUAACUUGUUUAGAAGAAUCAGACCCUAAAAUCCAGCCAGAAUAAUUUAUUUCAUGUUUUGUUUUAUUAACACAACAGAAGGUAAAGAUUGGCAGAUAUACAGCGCCAUCUGCGCCCUAUUGUUUGCACUUCCUUAUCUUUUAGUGAAGUCAUAGGUCAUGGCUUUUUCUUCUGUGAUUUUUUUUCAAAGAUUUCUUUAGAGAAAUACCUCUUAGCAAUUUGUAACUGUUUCUAAUUACUUCCUUUUAAAUGCUGACAUUGUUGUCAGUGCCUUUACUAUGGUGGGACACAGUAUAUCCCUUGCUCCACUGAUAUCCCUCCUUAUUUCUUAAAGCUUCUCAAGAUGCUUAUAAAAUAAUAAUUAUGACCCCUGUUGGCCUCAUAUUCGUUACUUAUCCCCAUCAUUUGUUCCCUUCUCUUUGUAUUCCCCUUCUCCCUUAUUUGCUCUGAUCUCUUGAAUUUUAAAGAGGAUUUUUAAAUAUAUUAUUGUAAUUGGUUUCUAAAAUGUUGUACAGCAUCAUGAGCACCUUGACAGGGGGCACUUUAUAAAUGAACAUAUUAAUUAAAUCAUAAAAUUUCCACAACAUGAGGCAAAUUCUGGUUGGCCGUAGGAACCAGGCACAGCACUCGUCCCAGCUGUAAUACUGGAGGAAAAUGAGUUAGAGAGAAGGCACAGAUCUUAUUAAUUGCAUGUAUACUCAGCUCACUCUGCUCUGGCUUGUGGAAAGAUCUACUGGGCAUGCUCAGAGGCUUCACAUAAACGUUAGCAAAGCCAUUCCCAUAACGUAAUUCACAUAGCCACUCCCACACUGCUAAUUCUAUAUCUAUUCUUAGAAAGAUAGGCACACAAAUAGACCACCAAAGCUGUGUUAUUGUCCACCUCUCAAAGUUACACACACUUUCAUUCUGUUCUUGAUAAGAGUAAGAUUAUUUAUAACAAGCUGCAUGAAUGGGCCCCUGCCUGGCCGAAGUGCUUGGCUCAUAUGUCUGUAUGGACUACUUCCCUAUACUGUUUAACCACACCAAGUCACACUUCUCUGAAGGGUCUGUCAGGUGACCCCUGAUUUUUCAGAGGAGUCAGAAUUUGGUGAUCGGUUUCCAUCAUGCAUUCUCACAGUUGGCCAUGGGUUCUUUGGUAUGUGUGUACAUGCACCACUAGCAGCCAGAAUAUGACCCUUAAAAUGUAAAUAUUGAAGGAUGUAUAUAAAAUUCUUUUAACCACUUAGUAGAAAUUAUGCUGGUGACAGAAGUUGGUACCACAUGAUCUUAUCAAACUUUUAUAUUGACAGAUAUGCCACUGGAUCCUAAUUUUUACUGGAGUGACUUUCCUGCUACAGCAAAACAAAUGUCUUUUUGGGAAAAAGCCUGAAAAAAGGAAAUUUCAAGCAAAAGGGGAACAUUUUAAACAAGCAUUUUAAAGAUGAUUAGCUUAUUUCUCUAGUCCUGCAUAAAAUGCCAAAUAUGGGAGAUAUAUAAAAAUUGGAUAAUCUUAUUCACGUGGCUGUUUCCAUCCAGGUCAAUUGAUCUGAUUCUGCACUGCCUUGCACCUUGUGUAGUCCUUUACAGGUGUGCAAAGUAAGCAAAACUUCCAUUCUGAUUUGCAUAUUGAUACCUACUUUUCAGAGGUGUCAGCUACCAUUCAAGUGGGUGCAAACAUGCCCAUUGGAUCUAUCUGUGUGAAUAAGGAGAGCAGGCUUCAUACCUGGUCAGAGUCUAGGGCGGGACAUUUUAUGGAAUUCAGUCACCUAAUUGGGAUAUCUGAAUACUGAUUGUUUAGUGAUCAAUCAGUUCCCUGCUCCUCCUCCAGCUGUUUCGUUAGCAAUAAGCAAUGAUACUGCAAGAAAGCAGAGAUCUUUGUGGAACAUGUGUAUAGGCCAGUGUUACAUGCUGAGAUCUCUGUUUUUCCAGUAUUAGCCUGGCCACCAGUUUGCAUACGUGAGCUCCAGGUGUCAUUCCAAACUGGGUCUCCUCCUGAAACCUGAGCCUGUUUCUUUCUCCAGUCCCAUGCACUUAUAUUACACCCUCAAGUUUUCCCUGAGAGCGACACCCUACAUAGCAGCAUGAUGUCAUUCUACUCAUAUCUCCGUUGCUAUGGUCUGGUCAGGGACUAUCUAGAGAGAGACCUUGCCUGGAGUUCUGGUGAAUUAAAUGUACAGAUGUAACCUAGAGGGCUUCCCUGCAGGUCUAUUACUCUCCCAUAGGUACAUUGAGAGAGCUGCUCAAGAGCCUGGGAGAGGGAUGUGAAAUUAGGAGUCUCCUGGCCAGUUGGGAAGACUUAACAGGUUAUGAGGGUUUGUUCCCACUCUUGAUUGGGCCAAACUCCACAGCAGUCAUCACUACAAUCAAAUUAUACUGCUCUUCACUAUAACAAUGGUGGUUGGAAAGAGGUUACUAAAAUGACAUCUUGUUUUCUAUUUACACUUCACUGAACUUACCUAGAGGUAGCACUGCUGGAACUGAACUCUGAAGAGACAAAUGGAGCUAAUCCUAGACUCCCAGGACUUACCUUGUACAUAGUUACUGCCUGUUCUAAAAGCAGUUAUAAAACAUUAUUGUAGUGGAGAUUUUGUUGUUGUGGGAUUCCAGAAAGAUUUUAUACCAUCUUUAGUAAAAUAACGGAAAACUAGUCAAGUUGACAGUUUAGGUACGGAAGAUAGAUGCUAAAUUAAGCAACUUGUGGCGGCAGGAUCCUUGUGCUUCAAAAACCUUUUUCAAGGUUGCAAAAAGUGGUGUCUUGAAUUGUGGUUGAUAGCAUCUGCUUCCAGUAUUCCCCAUCUGCUACUACAGUGCUCUUUACAUAGACUUCUUUAUCAAAUGUCCAUCAUAUGCAAGAUACAAGGAUUCUUCUGUGACUUUCAGCAGGGCAAUUUCUUUCAUUAUCUGAAAAUCAAGCUUUGUUCUUUCUGCUUCAUACAGUACAUCAUCUCUAACCAGUCCAGAGGGAUUCUACAGUCAGAAGGUAGCUGGCACUAUUUUUGAUGAUGCACAGGCUGAAGAAGAAUACAGCUCACUCAUCCAUACCCUUGUUUACUCCACAUUGCUGACAGUAGUAAAAACUUGUUUUUGUCAAUAAAACUGGUCAGAUAACACAUAAAGGAAUAGACAAAUGCAGUAACAAGCCAUAGUUCAAUAGAACUGCUUUUCUAACCUUAAUCAAUUUUAAGAAAAAAAAAUUCUGAUAAAACCUUUGCAACCAAGUUUGAGAUGACUAUUGUAUGUUUCCCUGAGAGAAAUAAUUAUAACAACGUGAAAAACAAAUUAGCAGUAGAAAUAUAAAUGUAGCUUUCCUAUUAUAUGGGACAACUCACAUAAAUCAGGAUUGCAAGAUUUUGUCCAAAUUCUUAAAAUCUAACCCAGUGCUACAAAGGAGCUCCUAAAUUACAUUUGUAAAUUCUCAAUGUUCAUCAUUGUUCCCCUGUAGGAAAUGUAAGAAUUUUAUCUUUCAUUUUACACUACUCUACUGUAGAAGAUAGGGAUCCCCGAGUUCUGAAUUUGUAUCCAGUCAUGUUAAGGAGGAGUUUUCCUCGCCAAUUAGUUAUUUCAAUAGCAAAAAGUAGUGCAGCAUUUGGUAUGUAAUGUUCAGAUAAACAGAAGUUACUAAGUGUACAUAGAGAAAUAUCUUGAGAAAAAUAACAAAGCUAUGUAAAUAAUAUGGAUUUCCUCAGGGAAAAUAAAAGGGCAGUAGAUGCAAAAAAUUGGUCUGUUUGAACCUACAAUUACUAAGAAUUUUAAUAUGUAUUUUAUUUUUCUGGAUAGAAUUAUUUAAUGAAAUAAGGACUAUAUUACCAUUUGAAUUAUUAAAAUGAGAAAUGAGUGCUUAUUUGUGAUUUUUUCUUGCUAACACAGAGUAUUUAAGCCUGUGUGCUUCAAAUAUUAAAAGGAAAGAGGUUUUAGCUGAUGUAAAGUUAUGGGAACAGAGUUUGAAACAUGACCUGAUCCAAUAGGUGGUCUACAUAUUUGUAUAAAGCUUUCUAGAAUGUAAUGUAAACAUGAAGUCUUGUCGCUAUACAGUCACCCAGUUAAAUAUGUGUUAUCUAUAACUGGAUUACUGUUCAUUUAAGUGGCUCACAACAAAAAUGUAUACUUUGUAGCAUGCUGUCCUGUAACUACUAAGUACUCUGGUUUGCAAGGUGCUAAUUUUCUUAUGGUGCACUUGAUAUUUAACUAGACCUUUUUCAUAUCUACUAGAGUACAAGCUUGAAUGAAACUCAAGAUCAUGCAUGCAAAUAAGAAAAUGCAUUUUAUUGAAAUACAAACAGUUCUCAAACUUCUCCAUUUGUACGUGAAGAAGUGACCCCCUUUUUUUGUUGUUCCAUUGUAAUUUCUCCUUAUCAGAAUCUCUUUACAGAAUCUAUUAACAUCAUGACCAGGGAUCCAGCUGGGCAGACAUACACUCAAGUGAGUAAAAUCAUGCAUGUGCAUAAAUAUCCGACAUUUUAAUAAAGUUUUUAGCUUUAAGUAAUUCUCAUGCGGACACUGUUAAUGAUAGUUACUGAUCUUUCUCUCAGAGUGUAGGUACAAUAAAUCUGCAUAGCAGGGCACAUUCAAAGUUUACUAGAGGUUGAAGAGAUGUAUUUCAGUAGCAGAAAAGCACUUAUGCAGAGCACAUGAGAGUCUCACCAAUGGGAUUAUUUAUAUGCUUAGAGUCUAAAUUUGUUUGCAUGCUUUGCUGACUCAGGACCAUAGAGACAUCUUAUUCUUAUAGUCUUGUUUUGAAAUAUAUUGCAAGACAACCUGGCCAUUUGUAAUUUUGUGCUGUUUGUUAUAGAUUCAGAAAUACUUUUACACUAAGAAAAGUCUAAUUCAGAGAACUGGCUUUUUAAGACACUAUUUAGAAUUCCAAUGUUGCCCUGUCCCUCUCAAACUCAAAGAGAGCCUGUCAGAACACACACGACACAUACAGGUCACUGAUGACAUACAGUUUGAUCUCUGCAUUGCUUGUGCACUCAACACACCCACUGACUUCAGUAGGAAUUCUGGGUGUACAGGAAACAAACGAUCAGGCCCAUAGUUCUUAGUUUGUCGGUUCACCUAAAAACUUUCAAAAUGCAAAUAUGUUUGUAUCAUCAUGACUGAUGUUGUUCUGUGUAAGUUUUAGUGUUUCUAAAAGGAUCUCAUAUUUAUACUGGCAAGGAAACAGAUCGCAGCCUUCUUUAUACGAUGCAAUACUUGCUUUCUAAACAAAGGGCUACUUUAUAGAACCAAGUGCUGCAAAGCAUGCUCUUUAAAGCUAACUUAUCAAUAACAAUAGGUUAGUACAGGCAAAACUUCAGAGCUGUAACAAUGCUGGCAUUAUUUUAUAUCAGUUUACUCAAAACUGUGAAACAAAACUCAGAUUCCAUGAAUGAAGCAAAAGGGUUGUUGCUUUAUACACCAACAGCGCACACACUGUAACAGAGCAGAAGAAAUAAUCCAGAACACCUGGGAGGAAGUUAGAAAUAGCGACUUUCAAAUCUUUCUGAAAGGAAAAAAUGUUGCCCUUGGUAGCAUAGAGAUAAUUUAGUCUGAAAUUAACAUUUCAGUGUCAUGAAGACAAGCCUACUUCAUGGACAUGAAUUCCAUGUUCUGAAAAGAGAUUUUGCUUGGUCUCUUGGGGUUUUUACAAUAUUUAUAGUCUCAGUUGUAAAGUUCUUAAAAUUGUCAACUAUUUAGCUUGAAGAUGCAAUACAUUUUGACAAUGAUCUCUGACACACAGUCAUACCAGUUUGAGCCCGAAUCUGCUCAAACUUCAGUGGGACCCUGUGCUAGAAAGGUCCUCACAGAAAGAUCAUUUGCAAGAGCAUUGUUCACAGCAGAAACACUUUUCAUAGCUGGGGCAAUCAAAAGACAAGCCUUACAGAUGUUCUGGUAUCAUUCAUACACAGCUUUCACUAAGUUUAUUAAAGGGGCUUUGUCAUGUGGGUUAGGACCCACGAUUUAGAGAUUGUGGGGGGCAUUUAAACCAAACAAAAAACUGUUUUAG
Molecule: messenger RNA, 9710 nt
Organism: Chelonoidis abingdonii (Abingdon island giant tortoise)
Lineage: Eukaryota; Metazoa; Chordata; Testudines; Testudinidae
Source: RefSeq, a predicted model, not a curated record